Molecule: messenger RNA, 2022 nt
Organism: Sebastes umbrosus (honeycomb rockfish)
Lineage: Eukaryota; Metazoa; Chordata; Actinopteri; Perciformes; Sebastidae
Gene: eif4e2
Product: eukaryotic translation initiation factor 4E family member 2
Exons: 8
Coding region: 129-854 (241 amino acids)
Biological process (GO): translational initiation
Cellular component (GO): eukaryotic translation initiation factor 4F complex; cytoplasm
Molecular function (GO): translation initiation factor activity; RNA 7-methylguanosine cap binding
Source: RefSeq, a predicted model, not a curated record
UGUCACCCUCACGUUCAUCACAUACUGCGUGCGCGCACCCGUCCGUCUGCUGUGCGCGCCGCCGUUCCUGCGGUAUUCAGCAGGCUGUGGUCGGACUCCGACAGGCUCCCACCGACACCAACUAAAUAAUGAACAACAAAUUUGACGCUCUGAAAGAUGAUGACAGUGGAGACCACGACCAGGACCAAGGCUCACCGAAAGACGGUGAGAAGGAAAAAACUGAAGACGAGGACAAGGAACAGAACGCCUCCAAGAGAAAGGUCAGCCUAUUAAAGAAUGACACGCUGGUGGUGCCAGGGGCAGGAGAGCACCCUCUUCAAUACAACUACUCCUUCUGGUACUCCAGACGCACCCCGGGGAGACCGGCCAGUACUCAGAGCUACGAGCAGAACAUUAAACAAAUUGGCACCUUCGCUUCGGUGGAGCAGUUCUGGCGUUUCUAUAGUCACAUGAUCCGACCAGGCGACCUGACCGGCCAUAGUGACUUCCAUCUCUUCAAGGACGGUAUUAAACCCAUGUGGGAGGAUGAUGCCAAUAAGAUGGGUGGGAAGUGGAUCAUUCGUCUGAGGAAAGGCCUGGCGUCUCGGUGCUGGGAGAACCUGAUCCUGGCCAUGCUCGGGGAGCAGUUCAUGGUUGGAGAGGAGAUCUGCGGGGCCGUAGUGUCAGUACGCUUCCAGGAGGACAUCAUCUCCAUCUGGAACAAAACAGCUAGCGACCAGGCGACCACUGCCCGCAUCAGAGACACCCUGCGCAGAGUCCUCAACCUGCCUCCCAACACCAUCAUGGAGUACAAGACUCACACAGACAGCAUCAAGUAUAGCAUGGGAAGACUUCCAUGGACUGGUGACUGCUAGUGGCGGACGUUAGCCCCUCACACAGACGACCUCUGCGAGAGUGUGUGUAUAAUAUUCGAUAAUGUGCUGGGGGAUGACGAGUCCAAGGAGAGAAGGAUUUCUCUACGUGGAUUGACUGCGUAAUAUGAAGACAGAGCAAAAGGCAGGAACAGAAGCAAGAAGACUAUUCCUUCUUUGUGUCAAAUUGAAAAAUGAACAGAAAAGCCUGUCAACACUGAACCAAGCCGAAGAGAGAAAAAUGCGUUAUUUUUAAUCAACCAGAGAAGAACGACGCCUCCAAUUUUAUUUUUAUUUUUUAAUGCAAGUUGUAACAUCUGUUAACUUGCCACCAGAGGGAGGCCAUGUGACUGGUGUUUGCUGAUCUGGUCAUGAGCUGUUAACAAAGUGUACUUGACAAAAUACAACACAACCAAUCUGUUAUAAUACUAGAUCUGAUUUUACCAUAACAUCACCCUUCCCUCUGUUUAAAAUUAAUCUGUGUUAAUCUGUUUCAUUGGGACUCAAAAACAGGGUUGCAGGUAGAUGUUAUUUUAUUACAGUGCUGUAUUUUAACUACAAUUCCUCUGGUCAUUUCGAACUAGAAUGAUUACUAUUAUUGUGUGUACGAUAUAUUUGUAAAUACAGUCCACUUCAAAGAUCACUUAACUGAAUCAGCGAUGAUUCUCCGGGUCAAAGACCUGGAAGUUGAAUCCCAAAGGAUGAGGACCAUCCUGUGUUGGGCAGAAGGUUGUAUAACCGGCAUCUUAAGAAUGGACUGCCAAGCUGCCUAUAUCACUGUGCCUGGCCUCGAGCCCGACCCGAACCAGUUUCCUCUUCUGUCUCUUUUGUCUUUAUCCCGCCUUGAAAGAAUCCAAGGGAUGGGCUCUGCUUUAACAAAGGUGUAUAGGAGUCCUGAAACACUGACCUUCACUCUUUUUCCAUUUUGUAGUAAAAGAAAUGAAAUUGGGCCCACGGUCAGGGUCUGUUACAGUUUUUAUCAAUUCCUUGGGAGCAUUUUUUUGGAAUCAUGUUAAGAAAGCGCCUAUUAAGUUUGGUGAAAGACUGUAAUGCUGCCCGUGUUUGGUGGUGUGAUGAUGGGUGCAGGUGUGUGUCAAAAGUGAAGAACCACUGCUGGAUGUACACCUGAUGGAUUAUAGCAAUAAAUGUCAAUUAUGCAUCUGCUGCUAAA